Messenger RNA from Morchella sextelata, 429 nucleotides. RefSeq lists its product as uncharacterized. The record is from RefSeq and is a predicted model, not a curated record. Bases 1 to 429 code for a protein of 142 amino acids. Lineage: Eukaryota; Fungi; Ascomycota; Pezizomycetes; Pezizales; Morchellaceae. The transcript has 6 exons.
AUGUGCCUAACCUUUGGAUUUACCCUGUGGCCAACCUUAACGAUAAACUGCACGCUCUAUUUAAUGAGGACCGAUCGGAACAGGCCGAUUUCAAUUUUCAAUACAAUUUCUCGGGCUGUAGCUGUACAGACUUUUGUCUCGCCAUUAGAAGAGAUUGCUGGAGGUUUGGUGGUGGUAUGGCUGUUUAAUCCGGGUAUCAGACCCAAGACCCCAAAUAGAUCUACGCCUUUCAAUCAGCACCACCUCCAUGCUAUCAGGACUCCACCUGCGUUACGGAGGCGUGACAGGACCAUGCCCAUGGCCAGCCGGUGGAUAGUCAGGAAGAUCGACUCCGUCGAUACCGAUGCAUCAAGAAACACAAUUCCCGGGCCCACCCACAAAGCAUCACGGAGUCUCUCACCACGCCGCCGCUGCCGUCGCACCCAUUAG